Messenger RNA from Vigna unguiculata (cowpea), 336 nucleotides. The record is from RefSeq and is a predicted model, not a curated record. NCBI's taxonomy places the organism in Eukaryota, Viridiplantae, Streptophyta, Magnoliopsida, Fabales, Fabaceae.
AUGAAUGGAAUGCCUCCAACAUUAGUAUAUUUGUUUCACAGCACACACCAACGAUGUAAGGACAACUCUUGGGUUGAUACAAAAUCAAAGCAAGUAAAUGUAAUAAACUCUUGUGUGUCCCUUUACUACACCAUCACGCUUUUAUGGAUCUUCACAUUCAUUUAUGUUCAAAGAAUUCCUCCACAAAAUGAAUUAGAUGUUUGGUGUGAUGUAGCUGAAACCAAGAAUGGCAGGAUAUAUGGCCUUGGUCUGGAAUCUACUAUGAUCGGAUAUAAGCCUUAUUAUCGUGGCUUAUCUUCUUCAUCAAAUGGGUGGAUACAAAGUCAAGAGCUUUAA